This is a messenger RNA of Nicotiana tabacum (common tobacco), 1397 nucleotides long. Lineage: Eukaryota; Viridiplantae; Streptophyta; Magnoliopsida; Solanales; Solanaceae. The record is from RefSeq and is a predicted model, not a curated record.
AGAUCAUCAUAAAUUUAUUAAUGUUAUGAUAUCGUAAUUCCUUGUGUUAGGCUAAUUGUGCAAAAUUCCCUAGCUGAAUUUGCCUAUAAGUACCCGCGUUAAUAUCAGAUUCUCUACAGCAUUUCAUACCAAAUCCGAUUUAAUUUCUAGUUUCUAGCCCCUCCACCUUAACCCGAAGCUACUUUUUUUCUUCUCCAAGGAGUAAAAUGGUUGUAUCAGAGAAAAGCAAGAUCUUAAUAAUUGGAGGCACAGGCUACAUAGGAAAAUACUUGGUGGAGACAAGUGCAAAAUCUGGGCAUCCAACUUUCGUUCUUAUCAGAGAAAGCACACUCGUAAACCCCGAGAAAUCAAAACUCAUCGACACAUUCAAGAGUUAUGGGGUUACGCUACUUUUUGGAGAUAUAUCCAAUCAAGAAAGCUUACUCAAGGCAAUCAAGCAAGUUGAUGUGGUGAUUUCCACUGUCGGAGGACAGCAAUUUGCUGAUCAAGUGAACAUCAUCAAAGCAAUUAAAGAAGCUGGAAAUAUCAAGAGAUUUCUUCCUUCAGAAUUUGGAUUCGAUGUGGAUCAUGCCCAUGCAAUUGAGCCAGCUGCAUCACUCUUCGCUCUCAAGGUAAAAAUUAGGAGGAUGAUAGAGGCAGAAGGAAUUCCAUACACAUAUGUAAUCUGCAAUUGGUUUGCAGAUUUCUUCUUGCCCAACUUGGGGCAGUUAGAGGCCAAAACCCCUCCUAGAGACAAAGUUGUCAUUUUUGGCGAUGGAAAUCCCAAAGCAAUAUAUGUGAAGGAAGAAGACAUAGCAACAUACACUAUGAAAGCAGUAGAUGAUCCACGGACAUUGAAUAAGACUCUUCACAUGAGACCACCUGCCAAUAUCCUAUCCUUCAACGAGAUAGUGUCCUUGUGGGAGGAGAAAAUUGGGAAGACCCUCGAGAAGUUAUAUCUAUCAGAGGAAGAUAUUCUCCACAUUGUACAAGAGGGACCUAUGCCGUUAAGAGUCAAUUUGGCCAUAUGCCAUUCAGUUUUUGUUAAUGGAGAUUCUGCAAACUUUGAGAUUCAACCUUCUACAGGUGUCGAAGCCACUGAGCUAUAUCCGAAAGUGAAAUACACAACCGUCGACGAGUACUACAACAAAUUUGUCUAGGUUGUCGACAUCAAUCUGCAGUGAACUCUAUCAAACUUGUUGUUUUUAUGGAUUUGUUUAGUGUAAUUGCAAUAAUUUUCGCUUCAAUGCUUUUGCAACUGAAAUGUACUAGCUAGUAAUUGAACGCUAGCUAAACUCUUUACUGCUGUUUGCUAUUUUUCGUCUUAUUCUAUAUAUUGUAUGCGUAUGUGUGUGUUUAAAACGAACUACUAUGUAUUCAUUUAAUGAAUUUUGCAUUUUGCACUAUGUUGAUUGGCA